GCGGCAGAGAAGAACGUUGACCAAGUGAAUGUGAAUGUGAUUGUGGCAAAGGCAGUGGUCAACUGGAGCAAAUAUGGAGAGACAAGGAUAUAAAUCAAAUUUAGCCAUUUUCACUCGCCCGCGCAGUGAACGUAUUUAAAUCAGUGCGGGCCGUUAAGGACAUACCAGCUACACGGUAGUUACACAUACCACAACAUUAAGCACAUAUCAGGAAAGGCAGAAUGUCCAGCCAUUCGGGCACGAUUGGCCGCAAACGUGGCGGCAGUGCUAGCGAGUACUACUUUGGUGGUGGCGGCGACCAGAUGCGGCGACAGCGCUCGGCCGAGUGGCACAGUCACCACGGCUACAGCAGCAGCGAGGAUGAGUACCAGAAUACUGUUCAGUCGUCGGCCUUCGAUACGCAACUGCUGGCGCAGCUGCUGUUGCAGAGUCAGCAAUUGGCAAGCUUGGAUCGCUAUGGCUCUGACUGUGAAAACCCAGAUAAUCCUACAUCACUGCUCACUGAAUAUCCGAACGCGUUGCGAGACCACAGCUCCAGCUUAGCGUUCCAACUGCAAAUGCAGCAACAGAACACCGGGCUAAGCUCACCCAUGAAACAACAGACUACGCUCGCUGCCGCAGUGGCAGCAGCGCAAAUUACUGCCACUAAUAAAUAUCAGGCGAAUCAGCUGCCAACGAGCACGGCUCUCCUGCCAAACAGCGCCAAUACAACGCGCAGUACAAAUCCAUUUCUUAACGCCAAAUACGACUCUCAGUCCAACUCGGACUCAAUGAGCGACCGACUAUCCUACUCCGGUAGUGCAGCAAUGCUGGAUCGUUUGCAAGCCGUCGUGGAGGGCGCCACCGCACUGCCUAUUAGUGGUAGUGGUACUGCCGGCUUGAGUGCGCUUAACUCCUCCCUUUUAUUGCCCACCAGCUCAACUGCCAGCAGUCUCAAUCCGAGUGUUAGAGAUAGCGCAAGUAGUGGCACAGCGCGUGCCCAUCGCACGAAAAGUGGACGCUCAAUAAAUCGCGCUGCCACUGGGAAUGGUAGUGGCAGCGGUGUCAUAGCGGGUAUGACUUCCUCAAGUAGCGGUGCCUCUUCAAACAGUAAUGCCACCUCCGCGGCUGGUGCUAUUGCGGCCGCAGUUACCAGUCGCAGCGAGCGAGAAAAACUCAAAUUGCAACAAAUUCAAAAAGAACUACUUGAGUACGCGCAUUCCACAGCAGAAAGCUCUAUUGGCUUGGAUUUAGACGAAUUUGUAACAUCCGGUGGUGAGUCCGAGCCACCGCCAGAACCAGCGCCACCGGAAAUUCCACCACGCACACAAUCGCUCUUGAUGUCGCUGCGAAAGCCUUCGGACUAUAAGCUCAAGUACGAAGAUAAAGGCGACCAAAAGCACGAGGAGUUCAUACCGACCAGCCAUUUGCAGCAGCAGCAACAGCAGCCAAUACAAAAGGACUUUUUGAUUACCGACAAUUCGCGAUCCAGUGAAAACCAAUCGAAAGCGAGCGACACACAGAGUCAAGCUGGAUGUGUAUGCCGCCUCAAUGCAAAGGAGUGGAGCUCAUCGCUGCAACACAGAAAGGCAACGAUUAAACGAAAAUCUACCGGCAAAGCCACGCAUGCCGCCAGCCGAAAGACAGGCCAACAAGCACCGCAGUGCAAUCGUAAAUUUUGCGCAAAACCAAAGACAGCAACAGCAGCACAGACAGGCAGUAGCGGCAGCAUCAGAAGCGUCAAGCAAAAUGUAGUCAAUCGCAAAGUGAAGCGGCGACAGAAGUGUAACUGA
Anastrepha obliqua is the source of this 1772-nucleotide messenger RNA. RefSeq lists its product as uncharacterized. The coding region runs from base 222 to 1772 and encodes 516 amino acids. The transcript has 4 exons. Lineage: Eukaryota; Metazoa; Arthropoda; Insecta; Diptera; Tephritidae. The record is from RefSeq and is a predicted model, not a curated record.